Fimicolochytrium jonesii is the source of this 1485-nucleotide messenger RNA. RefSeq names its product HotDog domain-containing protein. The coding region runs from base 144 to 1073 and encodes 309 amino acids. The record is from RefSeq and is a predicted model, not a curated record. Lineage: Eukaryota; Fungi; Chytridiomycota; Chytridiomycetes; Spizellomycetales; Powellomycetaceae. Gene Ontology annotation, cellular component: peroxisome. The transcript is spliced from 5 exons.
CAUGUGACAAACCAGCCGCGGCUUGUGGGUGGUGGGAACUUCUGAGCCUUCUGGCACAGCACUGCAACUUGCACAGGAACCCACCCCAAGAUCUAUCUCCCUCCCUCCUGAAACGAAACAACAACCCUUCCUCACAACACAGAAUGUCCACAAAGAAACCCGUCGAGGUCGACGUCAAAAAAGCAGUCGGGUUCAAAUACCCCUCCGACAAAGUCCUAUACAAUCGGCGGGACCUCCUCCUCUACGCAGCCGGCUUGAACUUGACCGAGUUGCGGUUCACCUACGAACUGGAGAAGAACUUCUCGGCGUUCCCUACCUACCCCAUCGUUCUCCCGCUCAAGGGCGACACCCUCGAUGUGAGCUCCUACGCCGAGCGCGCGGGGUUCGGGAACAUCCCCGGGUUGCCGAAGAUAGACUUGAACCGUUUGGUUCAUGGGGAGCAGUACUACGAGUUGCUGGCUCCUUUACCGGAAGCUGGCCGCUUUGAUCUGGAGUCGACGCUUACUGGAGUGUACGAUGCGGGGAAGGGGAUGAUCUUGGAUAAGGAGACGGUCAUGAAGGACGCGUCUGGGAAGGCUUUGGCCAAGAUGGUGUCGAGUGCCUUCGUUAUUGGCGCCGGUGGCUUUAAUGGGCCACGUAAGCCCAAACCAGAGAAUAUCGUGGAUGUCCCAUCUCGCCAGCCUGACAGCGUCGAGGAGAUCAAGACGACGCCAAACCAGGCGUUGAUCUACCGUCUCUCUGGGGAUUACAACCCUCUCCAUGCAGACCCACGGAUUGGGAAGAAACUCGGCAUGAAGGGUGCCAUCUUGCACGGUCUUUGCUUUUACGGUAUCUCAGCAGCCGCCGUUCUCCAAAGCUUCGCCAACAACGAACCCUCCGCCUUCAAAUCCAUCUACGGACGGUUCGCGUCCCCCGUCUACCCGGGGGAGACCCUCCAGGUCAACAUGUGGAAGGUUGCCGAGAAGGAUGGCAAAGUUUACAUUGCGUUCGUGACGAAGGUUAAGGAGAGGGAUGUUGUGGUCAUCAGCAAUGGUACGGUUGUACUGCACAGCGGAGCUCAGAGCAAGCUUUGAGGAGAUAAGAAGAUGGAUGUCGUCCUUUGCCGAGUGUUGCGUCGCUUUCAUCACAAAUGAUUGUCUCAGCACUAGAAACGAGAAGCGCAACAUCUGCUUGCCAUCACAAUGAUUCUUGAAUCCUUAUGCCCUGCUUCUGUAUAUAUAUGGGAAUCUGUGGCGACUCAGAAUCUUACCCGAAAGAAAGCUGAACUCCUCGACUCCCACAAACUUCCCUGCACAACGCAAAUCAAUGAUGGCAAUGGGCCUUGCAGGGUCGUCCAUACAUUCCGACCCUCCCCAUCGCCAUGAACGAUGCGUGAGUAUGCAGCAUUGUAAGCGCGUUUGAUGGAUGAGGGUCGCCGGCCGGGCUCAGUUGUCUUUGUUUGAUCGGGUCGGGCAAAAAACGCCCAUGCCGAUCGGUUGGUCAGCA